Molecule: messenger RNA, 1113 nt
Organism: Fonticula alba
Lineage: Eukaryota; Rotosphaerida; Fonticulaceae
Exons: 2
Coding region: 194-937 (247 amino acids)
Source: RefSeq, a predicted model, not a curated record
CUCCCCUCCUGGCAUGGCACUGCUUGCCCUGUGUCCAUGAGCCCCCGCCCCCUAUCAGCGCCUCCCUCCCUCGCCCCCUCCUUUGUGCACCCCAUUACUCCUCCCUCUCUUUCUUUCUCCUGCGCGAAUUGCUCAUCUGGCCCAGCUCCCCUCCCCCUCGGCACACGAGAAAGAGACAGACGCCGUUGUCGACAUGGCACCCAACAGCAACAGUGGCGGCGGCAGCGCCAGCACCAGCUCUCCGGCAGAGCCAUCCCACAAUGACCCCAGCCUGGUGUGUGCCAUCGUUUUCGAGGAUGCCCCGGUCAUCCGGGCGGCUCUACGCCACCGGGCCGCCGGUCUCCCUUGGGCGGAAUUCUCACUGGCCACCGUGCGACGUACCCUGCGCGCGGAGGUCUCAGCCGAGCCUCCAGUCGCCGGGGCCGCGGACUCGGACCAACCAUCGGUCUUCGAACUGUCAGCCGACCCGCAUGACCACCCGACCAACCCCCUGCCGGAGCUCUUCCACAACGGCGUGCGCAUCGACUUUGCCAAUGAGCCAGGCAACACCAUGAUCCGUGGCUACCCGCGAGAUAUGGACGAGGUGUGUGCCUUUUUCGACCGCGCAGGCAUUCGCGUCCAGCGCCUGACUCGAUCGGAGCCGCCGUCCAUCAUGGCACGGCUCUUCUUCGUGGCCGCCCUGAUUGGAGUCGUGGCGGCGGUCUGGUCAUCGGGGCCACACCAGCUCAGUUCCCCGAAAGGGUGGGGGCUUCCCCUGCCGGAGGGCAUUCCCUUGUGGGGCCUCGCGGCCGGUGCGGCCGUGGCUGGCUGGCUGCUGGCCUGUACAGUGGCCCUCCUCAAGCUUGGAUAUUACCAGCUCCGAUCGGGAGGGUCGCUGGAAGCGGUGUCCUUCGCUCCGGAGUCACGUGCGCGCCCUCACCUCGAGAGCGACCGGUGACUCUUCACGUCCUUGGGCACGUGCGAGCUAUCGCAACCACAUCUUAUCAUUUUACAAGCCCGUUGGGAGAAGCGGCGUGUGGCUGCCCGUGGCGGAGGGUGGGGAGUCGGCGUUCUGCCGGCGCCCAGGCGGGCCGGCCUGGACGCGCGAUGCGCCAACGGGGCGCACCCGAGCGC